GAGUAACGGUGCAGGCCACACUUCUGCGAGAAAGGAAAAAGAGCCUCGUGCCAAAACGGUAAAAGCGUCGAGGUGGGCGAUUUCCCUUCCAGCGUUUUCUCUCGUGUUGACUUAUUGAUCCGCAGUGAUCAGGCGCAUUUCCGAUUUAUCUGCGGCGUUACACGUUAGUCCAUGCGCGAGUUGUAACUUUGUAGCUACAGUAGAUGUUUUAUUUGAAUUGCAAAUCGCAACGCACAUUCGCUGGAUAGUCAUAUCAGAUUUUAACCUCUGAAAAUCAACGAGCUACAAUGUCACACGUUGAUAAAGGGCCGACAAAUGACUCGGAAAAGAAGACUGAAUCGGCCGAAGACAGUUCACCAGGGGACAUGGAGGUGCCCAAAACAAAAUUAUUUGAUGCCAAGGCAGUCUUAUGGACAUUUGGGAAAUGUCUCACCGCCUUGUUGCCCGUCUACCUAGCUGGUUACUAUCGCAUGAGCACUAGUUUGGUGGUGUUCGGGAUGAUGGUUUACUCAGGAUGGAAACAUACUCGUGAAGCGAAGGAAGCGAGACUAAGAUCCGCAAUACAGUUAAUCAACGAUGAACAAGAAUACAUGUCGUCCAAAUCAUUUCGAAGUAGAAGAGACCUGCCUUCUUGGGUAAAUUUUCCAGAUGUUGAGAAGGUUGAAUGGCUAAACAAGGUAAUCCAGCAGGCCUGGCCAUUUAUUGGUCAGUAUUUGGAGAAGUUGCUCACAGACACCAUUGCUCCAUCAAUCCGUGGAUCCAGUGCUCAUCUACAGACGCUCAGCUUCACGAAGAUAGACUUUGGUGACAAGGCUAUGAAGGUAGUAGGAGUGAAGACUCAUACAGAAAACGAAAAAGGUCAAAUUCUGCUUGACGUUUACAUCAGUUACGUAGGGGAUGUUGAGAUAAAUGUGGAGGUGAAACGGUAUUUCUGCAAAGCUGGUGUGAAAGGAAUACAGCUCCAUGGAAUGAUGCGUGUGAUUUUGGAGCCUUUGAUUGGCAACGUCCCAAUCGUGGGCGCCGUGACUAUGUUCUUUAUUCAAAGGCCUAAACUGAACAUAAAUUGGACGGGUUUGACCAACUUGCUGGAUAUUCCAGGACUCAAUGUGAUGUCAGACACUAAGAUCAUGGAUGCGAUUGCCUCAUUCCUGGUGUUGCCCAAUCGUCUUACUGUUCCUCUAGUGCCAGACCUGCAUGUUGCACAACUGCGCUGCCCACUGCCGAGGGGAGUUGUGCGUAUUCACCUGUUAGAGGCAGAUGGUCUGGCCGCGAAGGAUAACUAUGUGAAGGGUGUGAUAGCGGGCAUGUCUGACCCGUACGUUCUACUGAGAGUGGGACCACAGAGUUUCAAAUCACGGCAUCAGGACAACACCCUCAAUCCCAAAUGGGAUGAAAUGUAUGAGGUCAUUGUUCAUGAGGUGCCUGGUCAGGAGCUUGAGGUGGAAGUGUUUGACAAAGAUCCCGAUCAUGAUGAUUUCCUGGGCAGGACAAAUUUAGACUUGGGUGUUGUGAAGAAAUCUAAAAUUGUUGAUGAGUGGUUCAAUUUGAAGGACACUAAUACAGGACGGGUUCACCUCAGACUGGAGUGGCUGACACUAGAAGCCAACACAGAGAGACUGGAAGAGGUUCUGAGGAGAAAUGAAACUGUGGUGAGUAAAACAGCAGACCCGCCCUCAGCAGCCAUCUUGGCAGUGUAUUUGGACAAAGCAGAGGCACUUCCUAUGAAGAAAGGCAAUAAGGAACCCAAUCCUAUCGUGCAACUCUCAGUGCAAGAUGUUACUCGUGAGAGCCGGAUUUGCUGGAGUACGGUGAACCCUCAAUGGGAGGACGCUUUCACUUUCUUCAUCAGAGAUCCAAACAAACAAGACAUUAACGUUCAGGUGAAGGAUAAUGACCGUGUUCAGGCUUUAGGAAGUCUGUCCAUCCCUGUUUCCCGUCUUCUGUCUUGUCCUGAUCUGACUCUAGAUCAGUGCUUUAAUCUUGACAGCUCUGGCCCAGAGAGCCGCAUCCACAUCAACACAGUGCUCAGGGUGCUCUGGUUGGAUGAAGAUGCUGUUGCAUCCUCUCUCCUUUCCAGUGACCCUCUUUCAAAGAGUUCCGCCUCACGCCCGCAGAAGACCACACCCCAUUCCAGCUUUGCCACUGAGGGGGUGCUGCGUAUCCACCUUGUGGAGGCUCAGGAUCUGGUUGCUAAAGACAACCUGAUGGGUGGAAUGGUGAAGGGGAAGAGUGACCCCUAUGUCAAGAUCCAGAUUGGAGGUGAAACCUUUAAGAGUAAUGUGAUCAAGGGAAACCUCAACCCCACCUGGAACGAGAUGUACGAGGUUGUCUUGACAGCGCUUCCUGGUCAGGAGUUGACGCUAGAGGUUUUUGAUAAGGACAUGGACAUGAAAGAUGACUUUAUGGGCAGACUGAAGAUCAAUCUGAGUGAGAUAAUCAGUUCUCAGCACAUUAACAAGUGGUUUUCUCUGAAUGAUGUGAAACAUGGACGUGUUCAUUUGGCUCUGGAAUGGCUGCCUACUUUAAAACAACCAGAAAAACUACAGCAGGUGUUGUUGUACCAGUUGAAGAGCUCUUUUCUGAAUAAGACUGUGCCAGCUGCGGCUCUGUUGUUUGUGUAUGUUGAGCGUGCCCAUGAACUCCCCUUAAAGAAGAGCGGCAAGGAACCGAAAGUUGGAGCUGAGCUGAUUUUAGGUGGAACAUCUCAUAGAACCACGGUCUGUGAUCGUACCAGCUCUCCCCAGUGGGACGAGGCAUUUCAUUUCCUGGUUCGAAACCCUUUAAAGGAAGACCUCGUUGUAAAGUUGUCCCACGAUUGGGAUUUCUCUCUGGGAUCUGUGGUGAUUCCGAUCAAAGAGCUGCUCUCAGAGCCAGAUCUACUGCUGGACCAGUGGCUCAAUCUGGAAGGAGCUUCACCUCAGAGUCAGAUUCUGCUCAGAGCUCAAUUGAAGAUUCUUUGCCCUAAAGUGACAGAGAGCUCUGUAGAGCUGGAUGAACAGUCUAAACAUCUAGAAUCAUCCACUUUCACAAGAAAACAAGAGGAGAAAGUGCAGAAGUCUAGUGCUGAGGUGGUCCCAGAAUCUCCUGUCACUGUUACCUCCUCUGUGUCAGUCCCAGAAGAGGAGAGCAGUGCAGAAGUCCCACAGGUCACAGAAGUAUCCAGCUCAGAUGAUCUUCGACCCCUACGCACCAGCCCUGACCCCAGCUUUGGUACAGAGGGAGUGCUUCGUCUCCACCUGCUAGAGGCUCAAAAUUUGGUUGCCAAGGACAGCUUGAUGGGUGGAAUGGUGAAGGGGAAGAGUGACCCUUAUGUCAAGAUCCAAGUCGGAGACACGACCUUUAAAAGCCAUGUGAUCAAGGAAAACCUCAACCCCACCUGGAAUGAGAUGUACGAGCUGGUUUUGACCUCAAACUCGACCCCGGAUGUUCUUGUGGAGGUGUUUGAUAAAGACAUGGACAAAGAUGACUUUUUAGGAAGGUUCAAGAUCAAUUUACAGGAAAUCAUUCAAUCUCAGUUUAUGGAGCAAUGGUUUUCUCUGAGUGAUGUAAAGCAUGGCCGUGUUCAUUUAGUUCUGGAGUGGCUGCCCACCGUAACACAACCUGACAAACUGCCAAAGGCUCUGCAGUUACAGUCCACGCACUCUUACCUGAACAAAUCUGUGCCAUCAGCAGCUCUGCUGUACAUCCUUGUAGAGAGAGCGCAUGACCUGCCGCUUAAGAAGAGUGGAAAGGAGCCUAAAGCUGCCGUGGAGCUGCUUCUUGGUGACAUUUCUUAUAAAACCAAGGUGUGCGACCGCUCCACGUCUCCUCAGUGGAGUGAAGCUUUUUACUUCCUGGUUCACAACCCGAGAGAGGAGAUUCUUAUUAUCAAGAUUUCCAGUGCAUGGGAGCAGCCCUUGGGCUCUUUGGUUCUACCAAUCAGAGAGCUGCUUUCAAAACCAGAGCUACUGAUAGACCAGUGGUUGGGUUUAGAUGGAGCAGGUCCUGAGAGUCAAAUUCUGAUGAGGGCACAGCUUAAGAUUUUGGACUCAAGGAUUGAUGCAAGUGUCUUUGAAAGAAAGAAGUCUGUUACGGAUGAAGAUUGUUCUGUGGUUGGACACCGUGAUGAGAAAGAGCCAGCUGUAACUGAACAUUCACAGGCAGCUGUCAGCAAGGAAUCCGAGAAGAAAACCCUGCCAAACAAAGGGGUGAGUGAGCUGGUGGCCUCAUCUUUACCAGUCCCUGUAUCACUGCCUGAAGAACAUCACAAUCUUACACCCUCCACUCCUAAAACACAGCUUGAAACCAAGGAUCUCAGCAAAGUUCCUGAUUCCACUACCACUGUAGGUGUAUCUAGUCAUGUGAUGGCACCAAAUAAAACAUCUGAAUCAAAGUCAACAGCCCAUGAAGGGCAACAAGACACUGAAGAACCAGUAGAACAGUCUUAUAAAAAGGCCUCUCCUAGUGUUUCUGUGGAGGAGUCAAAGGUCACCAGUUCUACAGGCGUACGACCCAAAAAGACUAGCCAUGACCCCAGCUUUGGAACUAAUGGGGUGCUGCGUAUCCAUCUUUUGGAGGCUCGGGAUCUGGUUGCCAAGGACAACAUGAUGGGUGGAAUGGUGAAGGGGAAGAGUGACCCCUAUGUUAAGAUCCAUAUCGGUGACAUGACAUUUAAGAGUCAUGUGAUCAAGGAGAAUCUCAACCCUAUCUGGAAUGAGAUGUAUGAGAUGAUUCUUAGUCCUGACAACAAUCUAGAGGUGAAGUUUGAGGUUUAUGAUAAAGAUGUUGAUUCUGAUGAUUUCCUUGGAAGGUUCACCCUCAAACUUGGACAUAUUAUCAACUCCCAAUACAAUGAUGAAUGGUUUACUUUGAAUGAUAUAAAACAUGGUCGAGUCCAUUUGGUUCUGGAAUGGCUGCCCACCGUAACACAGCGGGAUAAAUUGGAACAAGUAAUGCAGAUGCAAAGUGCUCAAAUGUACCAGAACAAGUCCAUACCUUCAGCAGGGCUGCUGUUUAUUCUGUUAGAAAGAGCACAUGACCUGCCCUUGAAGAAAAGUGGAAAGGAACCCAAAGCUGCAGCUGAACUUGUGCUUGGAGGAACGUCUUAUAAAACCAAGGUGUGUGAUCGUUCAGUGUCUCCUCAGUGGAAUGAAACCUUUCAAUUCCUGGUUCAUGACCCUAAGAAGGACAUGCUUGUCAUCAAGCUCUCCAGUGCCUGGGACCAACCGAUAGGCUCUUUGGUUAUACCAAUCAGAGAGCUGCUUUCAAAACCAGAGCUGCUGAUGGACCAAUGGUUGAAUCUGGAUGGAGCUCUACCACAGAGUCAGAUUCUACUUAGGGCACAACUGAAGAUCUUGGAUUCCAAGAUGGCGGCUUUGGUAGCCAUGGGUUCCGGCCCAGUGUUGAGUAAUAAACAAACAGCCACCACUGGACAAAUCAAGAUUUCCAUCUCCUUCCAGAAAAAGCUCAUUGUGGUCAUUCAUGCAUGCAGGAGUCUGGUUACAUCGUCCAAGGAUGGCUUGGACACCUUCAUCUCACUUAUUCUACUGCCAGAUAAAAGCAAGGCCACGAAACGAAAGACAAGUGUGAAGAAGAAAAACCUGAACCCAGAGUUCAAUGAAAGGUUUGAGUUUGAUAUGACUAUGGAGGAGGCGCAGAGGCGAGCGCUCAGUGUGUGUGUGAAAAACGCAUCGUCAUCCUUCAUGCAUCGAGACAAAGACGUGAUUGGCCAGGUGCAAAUAGACCUUGGGAAUGUUGACUUGCUGUCUGGAGUCACAGAAUGGUUUGAUCUUAAAGAAGAGAACAGCUGAACACUGUGCCCUUGACAUCCAACCCUAAACCUCUUCCUGAAGUUCAACAGGUCAACAUUGUAAUCAUGUAUCGCUGUUCUAUGCUUUCCUAUUUUUCUCAAAUCAUGUAUUUCCAAUCCUUACGUACGUUUGUUUAUGAACAGAUGGUUUUUGAAUGACCAGAUCAUAUAUAAAUAGCCUUUGCUGUGUUGCUGUAAACAUAUUGUUGCGAUAUUGAAAUAUCAAGAGUAUUAGCGUUGAAGAGUAUUUGAUCAGAAGUGAUAUAUAAAUCGGUGAAAUGGGAAUAUCUGUAUAAAUCAGUAUCAGAGCAUUGAAUGUUGAUCUGACGUAUUCACAGAGAAGAAUAUAAUGCAGGUGUGUGGAGAAGUUUUCGUCUUCCUGUGCAGGUUGCAGGACAACUGCAGUUAGUUUUAGAAGGAAAAGUAUGUUAGAGUUAAUGCACUAUACGGAGUGUAUGUGUGUAUAUAUACAUACAUAUAUAUAUAUAUAUAUAUAUAUAUAUAUAUAUACACUAUAUGGCCAAAAGUUUGUGGACACCCCCUUCUAAUUAACGAAUUUGGUUACUCAGUUAAAUCCAGUAAAGUAAAAUGUAAUUAAUGUUUCUUUAUGUAAUGGCUUGGGCUUUGUGUGCUUCCAAAUUUGUGGCAACUGUUUGGGGAUAGCCCUUUUCUGUUCCAGCAUGACAAUGCCCCUGUGAACAAAGUGAGGUCCAUAAAGAAAUGGUUUACUGUGUCUGGCGUGUGACUGGCCUGCACGAAGCCCAGACCUGAACCCCACUGAUCACUUUUGGGGUGAACUGGAACUGCAACUGUAAGUCAGGCCCCAUCGACCAACAUCAGUUCCUGACCUCACUGAUAGCCUUGUGUCUGAAUGAGAGCAAAUCCCUGCAGCCAUGUUACUACAUACAGUAUAGUGGAAAGCCUUCCCAAAAGAGUGGAAGCUGUUAUUACAGCAAAGGGGGAAAUUGAUGCCUGAGGUUUUGAAAUCAAAUGUUCAUCAAGCACAUAUGGUGUCCACAAACUUUUGGCCAUAUAGUGUGUGUGUGUGUGUGUGUGUGUGUGUGUGUAUAUAUAUAUAAAAUAUCUCUUUAAACUGAAAGUAGAUACCAUGAUGUGUAUUGAGUGUUUUAAUGGAUUUUAUUGGAUAUUAUCUAAAUGUUAAUGAAUAUAUGAAGGAACAUACGUUGAAUGAACCACUUGUUUUUGCAAAGUAUUGCGCAAAGAUGAUGUAUUAUUACGUAGCCUGUGAGAAAGUCUGUGUAUCACCAGAUAAAAACAUUUUAUAUGUAUUCACCUUGAAUAUCAACACUGCAUAGUCAGAAUUUGUGCUGCUGUCUAGAUGCUAUCAUAUCAAACAUGGCUUGAGUAGCAUCCGUAGUCCACUGUGAUGCCAAAGCUUUAGUGGCAGGUUACAUUUUAGGCCUUAAAAUAGUAAUACUGAGUAGGGACACAGUCACAAACUUUCAAGCAAUUUGACAGAUUUUUUUUAUGUUGUUGUUGUAUGGUUUAGUCUUAUUUUUAGCAUUGCCAAGAACUGCUCUAUACUACACAGAUGUAGACCAAACACAAAAUGCCUUUAUCUACAGACUUUGUUUUUUAAUAUGCAUUUACUUUUCAGUUGUUUCUUUGCAUUCUUAGUAGACAUUGUAUUGUACUGGAUUCCUUUGUUACAUUUAAUCUUUGUGUUACAUAUAAUCAUUUUGUUAUAUCACUUGUGUGCAUGUCUUUUUUAUGUUAUACAUUAAAACAUGCUUUAACCAGGGUUCCUACAGCCAUGGAAAACCUGGAAAUAUCACAGAAUUAUGAGUUUCCCAGGCCUGGAAAGGUCAUGGGAUUUAAUGAAAUCUUUCAGACUGGAUCGUUCUGUUGACAUUUCUUUUUCGGUGAAUCACCCAAACUGAUUAAGAAAUGGAAUGAUUCAUAAUCCUUAUCAAGUUAUCACUGGAAGAAUCAUUAAAAAAGAUUGGGAACCCUGUUUUAACGCCAAAGAUUCAAAACCACCAUGUUCUUCUGCACUAUGCAAUAUUCACACAGUCACAUUUCUGAAUGUACAGCCAUGUAUUCAGAGCUCUCAAUAAAACUUAUGGCAGACCCUG
Messenger RNA from Myxocyprinus asiaticus (Chinese sucker), 7884 nucleotides. RefSeq names its product extended synaptotagmin-like protein 1b (gene esyt1b). Lineage: Eukaryota; Metazoa; Chordata; Actinopteri; Cypriniformes; Catostomidae. The record is from RefSeq and is a predicted model, not a curated record. Gene Ontology annotation, molecular function: lipid binding. Gene Ontology annotation, biological process: lipid transport. The transcript has 52 exons. The coding region runs from base 288 to 5789 and encodes 1833 amino acids.